AUGGUGGCGUUUACGAAAUUCCUUUGGCUGGCUUUGACUGCCACUGCUGCCACUGCUGCAGCCAUCGUUCAGCGCGAUGUUGUUACCGUUCAGAACGAUAUUGCGCAAAAGAUUAGCCCAACCUGGGCUACCCUCCAUACCGAUAUCAAUGCUUUCCCGGACAGCGGCGUAUCAGGAGCAGUUACAAUCCGACUGGAUUUCACUAAUGCGAUUGCUGCUUUGAAUGCCACAACUGCUGAUAUUAAAAAUACUGUCUCAUUUGGCGUCGUCUCUGGCACAGCUAUCCUCGCCGAUGUUCAGCAGCUCGUGCCUACCUUUGUAGCCGCGAUAGUGAAGUUGGGGACCCAAGUGUCUUCUUGGAUCGCCAUACCAGAUGGGAAGGCUUUGAUUUUAUCCCAGCUCCGAUCAGCAGACGCCGCCGUGAUCGGGUUUCUUGAUGCCGUCAUCGCAGCUGAGCCUCAGCUUUUGAAGGCCGGUGGUCUAGCGAUCAAGGCCCAGAUGACGGCUACCUUCACCACUGCCAUAGCCGCCUACAGCGUAUAA
Molecule: messenger RNA, 543 nt
Organism: Trichoderma aggressivum f. europaeum
Lineage: Eukaryota; Fungi; Ascomycota; Sordariomycetes; Hypocreales; Hypocreaceae
Exons: 1
Coding region: 1-543 (180 amino acids)
Source: RefSeq, a predicted model, not a curated record